GUUUUAUAUUCUCUCUCUCUCUUUUCUUUAAAGUAUCCUUUUCUUUACUCCCUCUCUCUCUGUAUGUGUAAGCAUAUCAGCAACAUGACGGAGCUAUGUUUAACAAAGGCUACUGUCAAACUACCAAAAAAAACAAGAAAUAACUCAUGUCUGAAGGAAAGUGUGCCAGAUAUUCUUGUUAACGAAAGAGUAUACUUUGAUGGCUAUAGAGUGACCAAAGAUGAUAUCAUUGUCUUAUUUAAGGAUUAUGGUCCUAUAAAAAUUGAUAUUAACCAAAUAAAAGGAAAUAUAUGCUCUGGUUAUAUCCAAUUUAGGACCAAAGAGAUAGCUGAUCGGGCCUACACUUUAUUCAACUGCAUCAAAUCCGAUGCAGAACUGCAACUUAAGAUAAAUCCACCACAUAAAGCAGAACCAGAAGUAGAAGCGAACGUUUUAUAUAUUCAAAACCUGUCAUAUAAGAUGUCCCCCGGGCUAAUUUAUGAUCUAUUCAGACCUUUUGGACCCAUCAACUCAUGCAAAAUGUCAGAAGGUUCCACAACAGCUUUGUUACAAUACUUUAAAUCAAAGAACGCAUAUGAUGCACAGCGGAAGAUGAGCGGCAAGCUAGUACAUGAUAACGUCAUUACUGUUACUCAUCUAAAUACGACCAAGUUACAAACUACAGAAUUAAAAACUAAUACCAAGACAGCUAAAUCAAAUAUCCCAAUUGAUUAUACCAAUCUUUAUAUUAAAAAUCUGGACCUUGAAGUUAAAAGUGCCGAUCUGUUUAAGCAUUUUCGGAAAUAUGGCCACAUCAUAUCAGCACGAGUUAUGAAGCAUCCACAAACAAAGCAAUCUAGAGGAUUCGGAUUUGUCAGUUUUUCAAAGACCGAAGAGGCUAUGCAGGCCAAGGAAGAAAUGAAUGGCCAAUUUAUCGCUUCCAAGCCUAUCAUUGUAGCCUUCCAUGAACCUAAGAAGGCUAAGAGUGAAGACAAUCAGAGUCCGGAUAGCAACAGUAGCAACCAUUCUGCACCUGUUGCUUCAUAUCAUCCUAGGUCAACUACGCCCACAGAUAAGCCCAAGUAUAAUAGUAGUAUGAACAAUAAUGCAUAUAAUAAUGGAUUACCACUCAAGCGACAAGUUUCAGCACCUAUCCACCAUCAACCCACUUAUACCCCUUCCGGUUUGUUCAUUCCUGCCCCUCUUCCAACUCAGCAAAAUAGGCCCACAUUACGCCGAAGCGGUUCUAUUGAGUCAGUUACCACUGCAAUGACCGAAACAAACUCUCAGCUGAAGAGACAAGCCAUUAUCCAAGCUAUUUUCACGAUGAAUCAACAUGAGCAAAACCUUCAAGAUAUUGUUGACAUGCUGCUGACUUUAAAGAAAAAGGACCUGGCUACUUGUUUAUUUAAUAAGGCAUUCCUAUUGGCAAAGAUUAAGCAAGCCAAGGAAGCACUUGAAAUAUUUCAAGAAGAGGAGCAACAACAACAACCGCUUCAACAACAGCAGCAACAACAGCAAAUACAAAUGCAAAACUUUUAUUACCAUUUACCUAAUAUCGAAAUUCCUCCAAGAUGUUCUCGUGCUAUUCCGAUUGUUGCACCGCCUGAUGCGGGCGUAAAGCCUAAAAAGCAAAAGGAAUCUGAUUCGAAGGACUUGAAAGAAGAGAUUGAAAAAUUUUUGGAAACAUUAAAAGAUUUGGCGUCAUAUGAGCAAAAACAGUUACUGGGUGACAGACUCUUUCCGCUUGUCAAAGCUACUGGUGUGAAACAUGCUCCAAGGGUAACCAUUCGUUUAUUAGAUACAAUAUCCAUUCAAGAAUUAGCUCAUUCAAUGUAUGAUAAGCACAAAUUACAACAACUCGUAAAUAAUGCACCAAUCAAUAAAUAAGUUUAUUCCCCCCUUUUGUCUUACCUUUAUUUUGAAGUACACAUAUUGAUGCAUUUCUUUGAAAAUAAAUUAAUACAUACACAUAUAUAUCUCGAAUCAUAUAUAAUAUUUUCUUAAACAUUAUCUGUAUCAAAUUUAGCUGUGAGAUACUUGUACCUGUUCACAUGGGUAUCACUCAAUUUUUUGUAAGGGAAUAAAAAGCAAG
Rhizopus microsporus ATCC 52813 is the source of this 2074-nucleotide messenger RNA. RefSeq lists its product as uncharacterized. Gene Ontology annotation, molecular function: RNA binding. The coding region runs from base 64 to 1869 and encodes 601 amino acids. Lineage: Eukaryota; Fungi; Mucoromycota; Mucoromycetes; Mucorales; Rhizopodaceae. The transcript is spliced from 7 exons. The record is from RefSeq and is a predicted model, not a curated record.